Molecule: messenger RNA, 456 nt
Organism: Entrophospora candida
Lineage: Eukaryota; Fungi; Glomeromycota; Glomeromycetes; Entrophosporales; Entrophosporaceae
Source: the annotation of a GenBank genome assembly
AUGUCACCAUCAGACUAUCAUGAGUGCUACGAUCUGGAGCUGGAUGAAAUUAUUGAACUUCUUAAACUGAACAUCACCAGUGAGCCUGAUGUUCCUCGUGACUAUUAUGAACAUAUUGAUAAUUUUCUCAUAUUUGUUAUGUCCCCAACAACAGAACAAUUUCGGUUCAGAUAUUUGGAGCAUCAGAUUUAUUGUAGAGUUUACUUAACUGAUACGAUGAGAUUACAGAAAAUCGAGGUGGAAGAAGCCAUUCUUUUGCAAAUGGAUGAUGAUAAAAAACUUGUUGCGCUAUUAUUUCGUAAUGAAAAUGAUAGAAUGGCAAAGGAGUUCUUAAAAGAAGACAGGGAACGACUUUCGAAGGAAUCGAAGUCGAGAUCAUUAGCACUGAGGAAGUCGUUGAAAUUAUCAGAAUCGAAUAGCAAUGUAAAAAGUAAUCGUUGUUGCAUGACUCUAUAA